UGAUGCACACAAUGCUGGAAGCUUAGGAAGACGAGAGGCAAAGGGACUAACCAGAAGAAUUGAAUAUUCUUCAUUUAAGGUUAUUUCAUUGGAAGAUGAUUUCACAAUGCUGGGUUACCUAUGCAUCCCUAAUUCACAUAGCCUUUCGGAGUUUCUCAUAUGCACAAAAUAACAUUAACUGGGAGAUUCAGCGCUUUGAUGGCUGGUACAAUAAUCUUAUUCAACACGAGAGAUGCACUGCAGGUUCUAGGUUGAUGCACCUUAUGCCACCGGCCUAUUCUGAUGGAGUCUAUCAAGCUAGGCAAGAACCAAACCUACCCAACCCAAGAAAACUAAGCAAUGUGGCUAUGAAAGGAGAAUCUGGUCAACCCUCUCAGAGGAACCGGACAGUUCUGGGGGUGUUCUUUGGUUAUCAUGUGAUGUCUGAGAUAUUUAGCAUAGAGGACUUGGGAUGCCCAAUUGAGUUUUUAGACAUUAAAAUACCAGCUGGAGAUGAUGUUUUUGAUCCAGAAAACAAGGGCAAUGUGGUUCUUCCAUUUCGGAGAAGUAAAUGGUGUAAACUUAGUGGAAGUAGUCCAAAUAACCCACGAUAUCAGAUAAAUUCAGUAACUGCAUGGAUUGAUGGUAGCUCUAUUUAUGGUCACUCUCAUUCCUGGUGUGAUGCUUUGAGAAGUUUCUCUGGUGGAAGACUGGCAUCUGGAUCAGAUCCGCUAUUUCCAAGAGAAGCAGGUGACAUGCUUAUUAUGUGGAGACGAGCUCGGUAUACUGAAGAGAGCAAAGGAUCUGGAACAAUUUUGGGUUUCGGUAAUGCCAGAGCUAAUGAAAAUCCCUUCCUUCAAGCUGAAAGCAUAGUUUGGUUUCGAUACCAUAACUACUUAGCUAAUGAAUUUGCAAAAAUCCAUCCUGAGUGGUCAGACGAAGACUUGUUUCAGCAUGCCAGGAAAUGGGUAAUCGCCACUUACCAGAAUAUCUUAAUGUAUGAAUGGCUGCCUAUUUUUCUUCAGAAACAAGUACUGCCUUACCAGGGAUAUCGUCAACAUGUGGACUCCAGCAUAAGCAAUGAAUUUCAAGUUGUAGCUCAGUUCAUAUCAUCCUUGGUCCCAUCAGGUGUUUAUGCCAGAAAUAAAACAUGUAAUUUUGUAAACGUCACCGACUCUAAUGGUGGAAUUUGGCCUGUUUACCGUUUGUGUGAGAGCUACACCGGAAGACAGAGUCAAAACAUGCCAACACCCCAAGAUGUUGAAGCAUUGCUUUUUGGAAUGGCUUCACAAAUUGCUGAAAAUGAAGAUAGUGUUGUUGUUGAAGAUUUAAGAGACUACUGGUAUGGAUCUUUCAAAUAUUCCCGGACUGAUUACAUAUCCCACAGCAUUCAGAGAGGCCGGGACUUUGGGCUUUGCUGUUAUAACCAUGGAAGAGAAUACUUUGGACUGACACCUGUUACAAGUUGGCAGGAGAUUAAUCCAAAACUGUAUCAGAUUAACAGACAGUUGUUUGAUGACUUGGAUGUACUCUAUGACAAUGACAUAAGUAAAUUAGAGCUUCUUCCGGGUGCCAUGCUGGAGAGUUUUGGAGAUCCAGGGGAGCUUCUUACUGCCAUCGCUCUGGACCAGUUUCAGCGUUUGCGAGAUGGAGAUCGAUUCUGGUUUGAACAUUCAAGAAAUGGGUUGUUUACUGUAGAUGAAAUAGCCAAGAUCAAGAAUACUUCAUUUCUUGAUGUUAUUUUAGCUGUUACCGCUGCAGAGGUUGGAGAUAUUCAGCAGGAGGUUUUCACUUGGGUUGAUGGUGAUCCAUGUCCUCAACCAGAACAGAUAUCAUCUGCAAAGCUUGCCCCCUGUGCUCCUUUAAUAGUUGCUGACUACUUUGAAGGCUGCAUCUUUGGAUACAGUGCUCUAAUUGUAACCAUUUGUUCUUUUCCCUUAGUAAGUUUCUUUAUUGCCUGGAUAGUUGCUCACUCUCGUAAGAGGAACUUUAAAAAAAUUCAAAGUAAACAUGCUUUGCCCAGUACAAAGAAGGUCCUAUCAGCUGAAGGAAUUACAGCUCAAGAGUGGCAAGGAUCAAAAGAACCUUUGCGUGCCGUUCUCUUACAAAUCCACCCACAACAAGUGAUGAAGGUUUUGGACAGCCGGAACACAGUGAUUCGAACUAUUGCCAUACCAAGCCAUAAAAGGUUUAAUGUCAUUCAGUCUAAUAAUCGCGGAUGCAGAACUUUGCUGGUUAAGGUGCCCAAUGAGUAUGAUAUGGUGUUGCACUUCUACAGUGAGGAAGAAUGCAUAGGUUUUAUCAAUCAACUGCAAGAAAAUGGAUUUACACUUAAUAAACAAAAAAUAAAUGAGAACAUUCUGCUAAAGGAAGCUGUUACUAAAAAACAAAGAAGUCAGAUCCUGGAAACCUUCUUCAGACACUCCUUUUCUCAAGUUCUUGACAUUGAUCAGUCAGGCAUUGAACAUCUCAAAGCUGAAAGCACUUUAAAGGUGAGAGUGGCUCUCAAAUGUGAACUAAGCAGGACAGAGUUUGCAGAAUCACUGGGACUAAAGCCUCACUCCACAUUUGUGGAUUCCAUGUUCUCUCUUGCGGAUGAAGAUGGCAAUGGAUAUUUAUCAUUCAGAGAGUUCCUAAACAUACUGAUCAUUUUAAUGAAAGGAUCACCUGAAGAGAAAUCCAAAUUGAUGUUCACUAUGUAUGACAUUGAUGGCAAUGGAUUUCUUUCAAAGGAUGAGUUUUUCACUAUGCUGAAAUCUUUCAUUGAAAUCUCUAAUGACUGCAUUUCUGAAGAUCAAGCUGAGCAAGUCAUAGAAAGUAUGUUCAGAGAAGCAGGAUUUGACAACAAAACAGAACUGACGUGGGAAGAUUUCCAUUAUCUGCUCAGAGAUCAUGACAAGGAAUUGCGUUUUUCAAAACUGAAUUUUAAAGGUAUGGAUGGUUCAGAUGUCUUCAAUCACAUGUGCAGAAGAGUAUCGGGUAUUGAAAAACAUCCUGGAAAUAUGCUUGAAGAAAACCUAUACACAGAGGCCAAAAAAGAAAAAUACCAAAGAAGCAAAUUAUAUCAGAAAAUACAGGCAUUUAAACGUUUUAUUGAGAAUUACCGCCGGCACAUUGUUUGUGUGGUGAUAUUCUAUGGAAUUUGUGCUGGACUGUUUAUAGAAAGAGCUUACUAUUAUGCUUUCGAGUCGCAACACAUUGGUAUUGCGGAAGUUACUUUGCCAGGUAUCAUUGUAUCCAGAGGGUCAGCUGCAAGUAUCUCCUUUAUGUUUGCGUACAUUUUGCUCACUAUGUGCAGGAAUCUUAUCACUUUCUUCAGAGAGACCUUUUUGAAUCAGUACAUUCCCUUUGAUGCUGCAGUGGAUUUUCAUCGACUUAUUGCAAAAACUGCGCUUAUAUUAACAGUGCUCCACAGCGUGGGCCAUGCAGUCAAUAUUUAUAUGUUUUCCAUCACGCCUCUUAGUACUCUGUCCUGCAUAUUUCCUAAAGUUUUUCAAGAUGAUGGAUCUGAAUUUCCAAAUAAAUUUUAUUGGUGGUUUUUCCAAACAAUACCUGGAUUUACUGGAAUUCUCCUUUUGGCGGUUCUUGCAUUGAUGUACGUUUUCUCUUCACGGCAUUUUCGUCGAAUCAGUUUCCGUGGAUUUUGGCUGACACAUCAUUUGUAUACAUUGAUGUAUAUUUUGAUUAUUCUUCAUGGCAGCUUUGGACUUAUCCAGCUACCCAAGUUUCAUGUCUACUUAUCGGUUCCUGCUAUAGUCUUUAUUGGAGACAGUUUAAUAAGUCUGAGCAGAAAAAAGAGAGAAAUUAGUGUAAUAAAAGCAGAACUGCUUCCAUCAGAUGUGACAUUUCUUAAAUUUCAGAGGCCUAAUGACUUUGAAUACAAAUCUGGACAGUGGGUGAGAAUAGCCUGCUUGUCCUUAGGAACCAAUGAAUACCACCCUUUCACAUUAACCAGUGCUCCAAAUGAAGACUCGCUGAGCCUGCAUAUCAGAGCUGCAGGCCCAUGGACCACUCGUCUGCGUGAGCUGUAUUCUCCACAGAGCAUUGCCGAGCUUGGUAGUUAUCCAAAAAUAUAUUUAGAUGGACCUUUCGGUGAAGGGCACCAAGAAUGGAAUAAAUAUGAAGUAUCUGUAUUAGUUGGAGGUGGAAUUGGUGUUACUCCUUUUUCCUCAAUUCUCAAAGACUUGGUGUUCAAAUCAUCUGUGAAUACAAAGAUAGUGUGCAAAAAGAUAUAUUUUAUAUGGGUCACCCGUACACAGCGACAAUUUGAGUGGCUUGCAGACAUCAUAAGAGAAGUUGAAGAGAAUGAUGAACAUCAGUUAGUGUCUGUUCAUAUCUACAUCACUCAGUUUGCUGAAAAGUUUGACCUUCGUACUACCAUGCUGUACAUAUGUGAGCGGCAUUUCCAGAGAGUCCUAAAUCGCAGUUUAUUUACUGGUUUACGAUCUAUCACCCAUUUUGGAAGGCCGCAGUUUGUGCCAUUUUUCACUUCUCUGCAGGAAGUUUAUCCAGAGGUUAAAAAAGUUGGGGUAUUCAGUUGUGGGCCUCCAGGGAUGACCAAAAAUGUGGAAAAGGCUUGCCAAAUCCUAAACAGAAGGGACCAGACCAAAUUCACUCACCAUUUUGAAAAUUUCUAGACAACAUUAAUGGCAGACUCUGGAAACGUUUGAAUUGCAUCUCUCUAUUGAUUUGUGUUUUCUUCCUCCGUUCAUUGAAAUCACCUAUGC
This is a messenger RNA of Nanorana parkeri, 4706 nucleotides long. Its product is annotated as dual oxidase 1-like. NCBI's taxonomy places the organism in Eukaryota, Metazoa, Chordata, Amphibia, Anura, Dicroglossidae. Gene Ontology annotation, molecular function: peroxidase activity; heme binding; calcium ion binding. Gene Ontology annotation, cellular component: plasma membrane; NADPH oxidase complex. The transcript is spliced from 33 exons. Gene Ontology annotation, biological process: superoxide anion generation; response to oxidative stress; defense response. Bases 96 to 4616 code for a protein of 1506 amino acids. The record is from RefSeq and is a predicted model, not a curated record.